ACUCGUACAUUACUAUAGUAAUUGAAAAUGAAGAUCCCAAGAUGGAUAUUUUUUUUUACAAUAAAAAAAAAUCUGUUUAGCAAAAGCGCCGACUUCAGGCAAAUCCCCCUAUUUUAACCCCACUACUCCGCUACCGACCCCACGUGUUCACUUCGGCCCCACGACUUCCGCAUAUUUGGUUCAAAAUCCGAAAUGGAAUGGUUAGGGCGAGAGACGACGAAGACUGCUGCUAUAUCCUUUCUCCUUGCAAUGCUCUCGAACCUCUUCUUCACUUCUUCUAUGCCUUCAUUCAUCUCAGGAAGCUUCUGAUUAUUGAGACUUGGAGGUCUCGCAUUCGCUGUUCAUCGCCUCUUCCGUACUUUCUCCUUGCUCGUGUUGCGGCUAGCUCGCCGGAGAACACCUUCAUUCCUUUACUUCGAAGCUACGAUAUGGUGAAGCCCUGGGGGAGAUGCAGUGAUUUUGUUGACAAUGGUUAUGCAGUUCCUAAAUCUCGGCCUGAGUUCAAGCGCCGGAAGUGUGGUGGAUUCCGAAAACCUCUGGACCGGCACGCCUUCUUAGAUGGAAACCUUGACCAGACUGCUCGACGUCCUACGGAAACAAAGACGUAUAGGUCCAGGAACUUUAGUGUACCGCGGAGAGAAUUGAAAGCUAAUGAGCAGAAAUUGGCAUUGGAGGAAAAAUCAAGUUAUGUGACUGAAACUGGAGUUCGUCCAAAGCGCGGUGUAUGCGGAUGGCAUCCUUCUUUGGGCCGUAGGGAAUUUUUCUUGCAUGAUGAUGAUUCCCGUCAGAAAUCUUUGGUUGAAAAUGAUGAAGCAUCUCCCAGAGCUAAGGCUGGGCUGGAAGUGCCGAAGAGAACCUUGCAGCACGAUGCUCUUGAGAGACCCACAAAUUAUAAGGGUGUUCCUCUCAAACAGUUUCAACAUGCAUUUACCCCUUUAAUUGAUGAAAUAAAAUCUCAAGGUUCAGAUGACUCCAAGAGUUAUGGAACUUCAAGUGUUGCUGAGCUGAAAAUGACACAUGGAGCUAAAUCAGAUGAUGUGGUGACAAGGGAUUCUGUUGAUGCUGAAUGUGUUUGUUCACGGACUGGAAAGGACGAUUCUUCUUCUCUUUCUUCUUUUGAAAACAAUUCUACUGUUGUGAAUCCUAGCAGUCAAGCUACAAAUGGUGAAGAGGAGUUUCAGUUUGGUGAUAAGAUUGUAAUCCUGAAUACGCCAAGAACAGUCCGGGUACCAUCAGAUCACAAUGUUGAUGAUGAGCAUCACCGUUUAUUCUACUAUUUUGCUGAUAAUUCACAUAUUCAGGAAUUGGAAAUGGCAAGAGAUCUCAUAUAUCUUGUUUCUGAUCUAUACAAUGUGGAUGACUCUCGAAGACGUGUCAAGGAGGCCAUAAAUCUUUUCCGGGAUGUGCACUCCACACAUUCUAAAGCAUAUGACACAGAGAAGUUAACGGCAGCAAUGGCUCUCAAGUCUGAGAAAAAAUGGGUCAAUUCUGAAAAGUGCUUUGUUGGGCAUGUUCCUGGAAUAGAGAUUGGUGACGAAUUCGGGCUCAGAGCUGAACUUGCUAUCGUUGGCCUUCAUCACGAAUUUGUAUGUGGCAUAGAUUUCGUGAGGAUCCCAUGGCGUAAGUCGGAGACCUAUGCUGUCAGCAUUGUGGAUUCGGGUCGUUACGAAAACCAGCAGACAUCUCCAAACACUUUUGAAUACGUCGGCCAUGGUGGAAAUCCAAGAAUUGAUGGGAAAAAACCCAAGGAUCAAAGGAUGGUUUCUGGCAAUCUUGCCCUGAAAAACAACAGGGACAAAUGUCUACCCGUAAGGGUCAUCCGUGGGACGAGUGAGACGAGUGGUACCAAGGCAUACAUUUAUGAGGGCCUGUAUUUCGUGACGAAGUGCUGGGAGGAGAGAUCUGAACAUGGCAAAAUGGUAUUCAAGUACCAACUGCAAAGAGCCUCACCCCAACCAACACCACCAAGUUUUGCUCAGCAGUUGAAAAUUCCUCACAGGUCAUCAUCUUCAGAGUCCAGAGAUGUCAGCUGCGCACUCACCGUGGUUAAUGACAUAUCUCAAGGCAAGGAGAAAUCACCCAUACGGGUCUUAAGUGACUUAUACGCCGAGACACCGCGACCUUUCAAAUACACAAAGAUAAUGCUAUACCCUCAUUGGUACCGCCGUUUGGCCCCACCAGGCUGCGACUGCACGAACGGAUGCUCUGAUUCCAUACAUUGCUAUUGCGCGUACAAGAACGGAGGCAAGACCCCAUUCAACAGCCAAGGAUCUAUCACGGUUACUACUCCGAUCAUCUACGAGUGUGGGCCAUCCUGCAAAUGCCCACCCUCCUGUCCAAACAGAGUUACCCAAAGGGGUCUCCGGUACCACCUGGAGAUCUUCAGGAAAGUAGAUGGGGGAUGGGGGGUGAGGUCUCGGAACUUCAUCUCAGCCGGGAGCUUCGUCUGCGAGUUUGUGGGAGAGCUGCUCAAAGACGACAGCCAGAAACCAGAAGAGCCCGACAACGGCGAAGGGUUCGUUCACGGAAUUGGCGGGAGUGGUUUCAAGAUCGACGCGCAACGAUGGGGGAACGUGGCGAGAUUCAUCAACCGCGGGCCCUCGCCGAAUCUCUACGUACAGAAGAGCCCGACAACGGCGAAGGGUUCGUUCACGGAAUUGGCGGGAGUGGUUUCAAGAUCGACGCGCAACGAUGGGGGAACGUGGCGAGAUUCAUCAACCGCGGGCCCUCGCCGAAUCUCUACGUACAGAAUGUCGUAUACGACGACGAUUACGAAAGGGUCCCUCAUGUGACGUUCUUCUCCUCCCAGAACAUUACGCCCUUGCGGGAACUCAUCCGCCCAGUUUGAAGUCCCCACGCUGAGCUCUUAAAAGCUUACAUACAUACGCAGUACCAUAUUAACAGGUUUCUGCUCUGAAUAGUAUUAGACUAUAUAUAGAGUCAGUCAGUUUCCACUGGGUCUGAACU
This is a messenger RNA of Cuscuta campestris, 2967 nucleotides long. The record is from the annotation of a GenBank genome assembly. NCBI's taxonomy places the organism in Eukaryota, Viridiplantae, Streptophyta, Magnoliopsida, Solanales, Convolvulaceae.